UGGCGACGUGCAAGCUGUCACCACUUUAGAGUCUAAAUCCCCAUUUCAGCCUCAAGGUCAACACUCCUUUCCUACCUGGGGGUAGUAGGAGAUUGUCAGGAAGUUUCCACAUGCCUCAGCAUCUCAGUGCAUGCUGCAAUAAAACCCAAAGGGUACCACCACAAGAACAGAAAUAUUUGAAUAUUUGGGGGGAAGUCUUAACCAGGACUGAGUUAAAAACAGUAAUCCCAAGGAUUAUUUUCUAAAGCAAAAAACAUUACUGGACCUCAACAAGAAUCAGAUCAGAAUACAGCUUCUACUUAUCACCAUUUGUCUUCACCAUUCAGUUACUGAACCGGCCUUGGACAUUCUAGCAAACAUUGGCACUAGAUGUCCAGUCUUGAUCUUAAAGGCCACAAGCAAUGGAGAAUUCACGUGAUACCCAGAUCCCCGGUGUGUAACUGAAGAGGGCUGCAGAGCAUAGAGGGGAAAGGUAAUUUCCAUUGAAAUGAGUCCUGUGGGCAGUCAAGACAAGAGGCCCUGUCUGCUGUGAGCAGGCUGGAUGACUGAUGCCAGCAGUGGAGAAGAGCGAUGCACAAACAUAUCACCCACCCUAGAUGAGUCAGACCCUGAAUUGUAUUACGAGGAAGAUGAAGAAGAGGAUGAGGAUGAGGAGUCCGCUAAUUAUUCUGUUCUCAGGAGCAUCCUGUCUGAAGAGAAAGAAAGUGAUGAUGCAGAUAUCAGGAGCAUCCUAUCUGAAGACUCUAUCUACCCUUUCUAUGAGCCAGAUCUGUCUGACGAGGAUACUGACACAGAUCUCACACUCUACUGCUGCUGUGUCAAGAACAAUGCCAAAGUUCUUCAAAAGAAACUGGACAACGGGGUAACUCGGGAAGAAGUUAUGGAACUGGACAUCAAUGGACGGAAUGGUCUAAUAGCAGCAUGUUACAAAGGCUUCGUAGACAUUGUCAUCAUUCUCAGCAAAUGCCCCUUCAUAAAUGUCAACCAUCAGGAUAAUGAUGGAAACACAGCACUCAUGAUAGCUGCUCAGGCAGGUUUCACCACUAUUGUAAACUAUCUUCUGAACUACUACCCAGCACUAGAGAUUGAGACACAGGAUGUCCGGGGUCUGACUGCACUCAUGAAGGCUGCAAUGCAAGGGCAGAAUGACUGUGUCUCAGCCUUGCUCAUGGCAGGUGCUGACCUGAAAGCUGUGGACCCAGUGAAAAGGAAGACAGCACAGGAGUGGGCACUCUUGACUGGCCGUUUUGAAACCAUUGUGCGGAUCCGAACCCUUCUGCAGCGUCCACGUGCCGAGCAAUUCAGUAACAAGUAUUUGCCUGAAUGGCCUGCACUGCCUGGGCUGGUGGCACAAGAACUGGAAAAAUCUGGGGCUGAGUGCCUAUCGGAGAAAAUCCGUGCCAUGUUCACUAUCAGAUUUCCACAUGAUCCUGAGCCAGAUGGUGUGUUGGAUCACAUGGUGCGCAUGACCACUUGCUUGGCUAGUCCCUUUGUGGCCACUGCUUGCCGAACCAUCUGUCCUGAGAAUACACCAAAAGUGGGCAAGCACAGACUCUCAGUGCCAGAGAUCCUCAACGAGUACAUACCAGACCCUGAUGCCAAAUCCAUGGCUAGCAGAUCCUCUUGCAGUAGCCAACUCAUGACACCAAACUGGGUUCUGGUGCCAUACAAACCCCACAGCACCAUCGUGAAAUUGCUCUCCCUUCCUUUCCGCUUGCAUCGCAACAUUGUUUACCCUGGUAGCAUCCCAAAAAUCAGACUCACCAAGGCGCCUGCCCAAAGGUCAGAGAAGCCGCCGGAGCCCCCCACGCCCUCCCAGAAUACACUGACAUUGCCUCGGUGGCGAUACCAGGAACUCCGGGAAGCAAGAAAGAAAGCUGAAGAGCCAGUAGUAAAGCCCAAGAAGAAGUGCAAUAAAAAGAAGAGGGAGGGGAAACCCAGAAAGCCAUAAUCUGAGGGGUAGGCAACACUACAAACACCCAUUUUGAAAUCCAAACUGAUUCAGAGGGCCACUUUAUAUAUAGGGUCACCAGGACUGUGUUGGAAAAUACCUGGAGACUUUGGGAGUGGGGGGAGGGGAGGGGCCUCAGCAUGGUACAAUGCCAUAGAGUCCACCCUUCAAAGCCGCCAUUUUCUCCAGGGGAACUGAUCUCUGCCAAUGGGAGAUCACUUGUAAAAGCAGGAGAUCUCCAGGCCCCACCUGGAGGUUGGCAACCCUACACAUUACAAAGUCCUCCUGUUUGUUGGAUGGUGACAUGGGAGCCGUGAAGCAGACAUGUGGGAGUUUUGCAUGUCCCAGACUCCUGUGUGCCCUUUUCUUUUUGUGACUGAGGUACGUGGGCAAAAGCAGCUGCAGCCUUCUCCUCCAUGCAGCUUUCUCCUUCUUUGCCUGCCAGCCUCAAGCUACCAUUGGCUUCAUUGCAAAACCACAUGAUUUCAUUGUAACCACAUGAUUUUGCAAACCCUAAUCCCAAACCCUUCAGAUUAA
Heteronotia binoei (common prickly gecko) is the source of this 2488-nucleotide messenger RNA. It is a transcript of the gene ANKRD33, whose product is annotated as ankyrin repeat domain 33. Gene Ontology annotation, molecular function: protein binding. The record is from RefSeq and is a predicted model, not a curated record. Bases 542 to 1951 code for a protein of 469 amino acids. The transcript has 5 exons. NCBI's taxonomy places the organism in Eukaryota, Metazoa, Chordata, Lepidosauria, Squamata, Gekkonidae.